Molecule: messenger RNA, 2211 nt
Organism: Dermatophagoides pteronyssinus (European house dust mite)
Lineage: Eukaryota; Metazoa; Arthropoda; Arachnida; Sarcoptiformes; Pyroglyphidae
Source: RefSeq, a predicted model, not a curated record
UGUUUUUUAACGGCGUGUGCAAAAAAAAGAAUGGUCUUUUUGAUGUUGUUAUAAUCAUCUUCAUCAUCAUCAUUUUGAGCAAUUUAAUUUUGAAAAUUUGAGAUAAACAGCAAUGGAAAACGACGAUCAAUCGGUGAAAGAAAAUGAUAAUGAUGGUGAUCAAAUGAAAAUUGAUAGAAUAUCAUCGGAUGAUUUAUCCGAUCAAUCAAUAAAACGAAAAGCGAAUGAAAUGAGCGAAAAUGUUGAACAAACAACGAUGAAUAAACGUGCUAAACAGGAUCGAUGGAUAUAUUCUACGAACCAAGAUGAUGAUCUAUCGAAACCAGACGAAAAUAAAAAAGAUGAUAAUGACGAUAAUCAAAGUCUUGAUGAAGGUGAAAUUGUCGAUGAUGAUGAUGAUGAUGAUGACAAAAUUGGUUUACAAAAAACAUUGAAAAUUCAUUCCGAUCCAAAAAAAUCACCAAUCAAUGAUGAUGAUAAUGAUAAAUUUGAAGAAGGUGAAUGUAAUGAUCAAAUUAGUCGAAAUAACGCCAAUGAUGAUGAUGGUGAUGAUGAAAAACAAGAUGCUGAAAUUGCAUCAAAUUAUAGUGAUUGGAGUGAAAGUGAAGAUGAUCUACUUAUUAAAAACGAUCCGCAACCAAAACAACAACAACAAUUGGAAACAAAAAUUGAUUCCAACGAUAAAUCAUUGAUCAAAAACGAUAAUGAUCUUGAAGCAAUUAGCGAUGAUGAUAUCGAUACAAUAUCCGAUAUUUUAAACAAUAAAAAUGGUGAUGAAAAUGUUGAAAAAUUAUUGAAACAACAAAAAGAUAAUGAUGGUGAAGUUUUGGAGAAAAAACCAAAAGAACCUUGUAUUGUUGAUGCAUUGAAUAUUGUUUGGUGUCCAUUGAUUGUUGAUAAUAAUGGCCAUGAUAAUGAUAAUAAUGAUACCCUAUUGACGACGACGACGACAACAACAUCCAACAAUAAAAUUGAAAAUGAAAAAAAAUUACGUAAUGAAAAAUUUCGUAAACAAAAUUCAACAUUAACAAUGUUAAAUCGUAUUGGUUUUAGUCAAAAAUAUGCUGGACCAUUACUAACCGAUCGUAUUAAUGAUUAUCUUGCACAAAAAUUAGGUCCGAAAAUUUAUCAACCAAUGCUACAUCCAUUACCUGCAUUACAUUCAUUUUAUCUUUCGAAACAAAUGUCUAAUGAUUCUAAUAGCUUGAUGGGAACCAAAAUGGUUAUCAAAAAAGAAUUUUUUUUAAAGAUUUCGAAGAGAAAAAUGAUGUUGCCAAAUAAUUUAUUGUUUAUCAUCAUCAUUAUUGUUUAUUCCUUUGUUUUAUCUAUUCAUGCAACAUUUAUUCCAUCAUUAUCAUAUCAACGACCGAUUAGUCCUUAUUAUUAUUCUACUGGUCUUCGAAUAUAUCCAACAUAUUGUCCACCACCAUCACCACCAACAACAACGAUUAUAACACAACCAUCAUCAUUAAGCUAUUUGUAUCAGAUAAAAUCAAUUCCUGUAUAUAGCCCGUUGGUUUAUACAUCCUUACCAUAUCGAUCAUAUUACAAUACAUGGAAACCAGCAUCAUAUUUUUGGCGUAUUCGUUCACAAAACGGAACAAAUACAACUGAUUAUAUUUAUAAAUCAAAAUGGUAUUCACCAUUUUGGAAAUAUCAAGGUUCAAUACAACAUUUUCCAUUAUCAAAUGAAACCAAUAUGGGUGAUGCAAUGACAAAAGAUUCAUUGGAAAAAGAAUCCGAACCAUUAAUGAUGAUGAAAGAAAAACGGGCUAAUGAAAUCGAUCAAUUGGAAAAAGAAGAUCCAGAACCAUUAGCCAAUGAAAAGAAAAUGGAAUCAAAAAAUGAAAAACAACAACAACAAAAGCUCAGUGCAAAAAAGAAAAUGAAGAAGAAAAAAUCCAAAAAAAUUGUUCGUGAUGUAGAACCGACAACAACACCAAUACCAAAAACGAAAAAACGAAAACGUUCCAAUCGAAUGGCAUAAAGGAAAAUCAGCGAUUAGAUUAUAUGACGAUGAUUAUCGAUAAUAGUGUCAUAAAGUAGAAGAAGCUAAUCAACAACACAACUUUAGGUCAGUUUUUUAAGGUUAGAUUAGAUAAUCUGCUUGUAAAAUCCUUAUAUAUAAAUAGCAGCAAAAUUUUUUUUGUCUCAAAAUUACAAACAAUCAAUUCUUGUGGUUUUUUUUAAUUUUUUAAAAAUUUUAAAAAU